AUGGCACUUGACAAAACAUACAAACAAGGUAUUGAUCUAAGAGAGCAAACAGGUGAAAUAGAAACAUGUCGAAAAGGAAAUAAGGCUGAUUUGAUAGAAUGUCUCAUGACUGCAAGUGGCCUGGCCCAGCCAUGGCAAAAUAUCUCAGAUGAAACUAUGGACGGUAUGGAAGGUGAAGUAUUCAGAGAGGAUGAUACCAAUCAAGAAGGCAUCUUUUGUGGUGGAAGUCCAACUUUCAGUAUGUUGGCUAAGGCUCUUAGCAAUGAUGAGUUGCAUGAGAAAAAGUCAAAGAGAGUCAAAAGAGAGGCCAAGGAUGUUGGUAAUAUAAAAGCAUUGUUAAAUAAGAUUAAACAUUUUAUAAGAACGAAAACACUAGAUAGAACAGUAGUUUUAAAUGUGGCAAAAGAUUUUGGUUGGGAGGUUGCAGUAGAGCUAUCUCAAUUGAAAAAUGAAGGAUUAUCAGCAUAUAGUGAAACAAUCGAAUGGGCAAGACAAGCAGCAAAUUUGAAACAACAA
Molecule: messenger RNA, 516 nt
Organism: Dentiscutata heterogama
Lineage: Eukaryota; Fungi; Glomeromycota; Glomeromycetes; Diversisporales; Gigasporaceae
Source: the annotation of a GenBank genome assembly